This is a messenger RNA of Owenia fusiformis, 662 nucleotides long. The record is from the annotation of a GenBank genome assembly. Lineage: Eukaryota; Metazoa; Annelida; Polychaeta; Sabellida; Oweniidae.
UAUUUUCAAGCUCUAGGAAACACAAAAUAUUGGGACUACCUUGCAAUCACGCGCAUUGACAUUUUAAGUGAAAGGGCUAGAUACACAACAAAACAUGGCUGUGUGGGAGUGUGGAGAGUUCAUGAAACUAUUGAAAGAAGCAGAAGCUGGGGCAGAAGCAUAUGAUAAAAUGGAACAACACCACGAAGAAACAAACCCUGCAGUUGAGAAAGCAACUUGGACUUGUGACGAGUGUCCGAAGACUUUCCAAACAAAAAGUGGUUUAGUGCGGCACCGCAGAAAACAUACGGGUGCAUACCCCUACCCCUGUGUAGAGUGUCCAAAAGGCUUCCAUUCCAAAGUAAUGCUUGAUGACCACAAAAGGAUUCGACAUGGUGCUCGUCGCUCCUUGUGCCCCUGCUGCAACAAAUCAGUAUGCUCAUACCAAGGACGGAAGCAUCAUAGUAAUCUACAUUCAGAUGAAAUAUUUGAAUGCGACCACUGUGAUAAAAAAUUCAAUACACGCCUUUACCUUCAAAGACACAUUCUCACCCACUCAGUUACCCAUAGUUGUGACAUUUGCUUCAAAAAGUACUCGACCAAAGCACACUUAAAAGAUCACAUGAGGACACAUAACAGUGUAUUUUUAAGUGUACCAAGGAUGACUGUUCCUUCCAAACAAA